Molecule: messenger RNA, 6742 nt
Organism: Anopheles funestus (African malaria mosquito)
Lineage: Eukaryota; Metazoa; Arthropoda; Insecta; Diptera; Culicidae
Product: roundabout homolog 3-like
Exons: 2
Coding region: 2842-3369 (175 amino acids)
Biological process (GO): axon guidance; homophilic cell-cell adhesion; dendrite self-avoidance
Cellular component (GO): axon; plasma membrane
Molecular function (GO): cell-cell adhesion mediator activity
Source: RefSeq, a predicted model, not a curated record
UUGCAAGAAGCACAAUAUAAAAAUACUAAAACAAAACUAAAAAAAAAUGCUAAAAUAAGAAACUAAAACAACUAAUAAAAAACCGGUAUGAAAGGCUAUUAGGGUCCCUUCUUCAGUAGAAUUUAUAGUUGCAUUAGCAGACAGUUUUCGCAUAGAAAACGCAAGAUUUAUGGUGACAUCAGUGAAAACGACACCAAGCACUUGUGUUGAAAAGAAAUUACUUUAGCCACUCGGUGUAUUCGGCGGCUCCCGAACAUGGUACCGUGUGAGAAUGGAUGACUUUGAUACAUGUGACUACCAUCGAUGGAUGACAUGCAAUGAACCAUUGCUUAGACAUUUGUACUGUGUUCGAAUAGGUGUAAAGGAAACUUUUCGAGAUUCUAUUACUAGAUUUUAUAACAAGAGAAUACAAUUUCUUUUAAGGUAAGUUUUAAUGUUUUGAAAACGAAAAAAAAAUUCUCCCACGAAAUUGGAAUAUCGAUUGAUUAAUUGAAAAUCAUCUAAAGAGUACCGAGUUUGUGGUUUGAACAGACGCGAACGUUCAUCACAACCGGAGGGAUGGUGGGUCAUUGAUUUAGACGCAACUAAAUCACGUCCCUUCUUCAAUCCAUCCCACACCCCUCUUCCUAUGGAGUUGUCGUCUCGAUACGAUGAUUGAUUGGGUUUUCAACGAGGCAGCAAAACGGUACCGGGACCACGCACACAACCGAUGAGUACCGCGAGAUGUCAUAAUUGUACAUCCGAAGCAAUCCGCAAAACCGGUAAUUGUCGAGUGAUUUGUUUUCCGAUUGUUGUUAAAUUGAUUAAAAUUUUAACUCAACCCACGGACCGACUCCAAUGACUUCAUCGUUUAUGCAAAUUGACACGAGCAGACAAUUUGAUUAAAUCCACUAUUCAAUGCAACGCGAAUUGUGUCCCCGUGGUAGAAAUUGCACACGCAAUCGCAUUCCGGACACAACUUCGAAUUAAAUGGAAGUGAUGAUUGGUCGAAUGGCAGCAUAGGUUCAAUGGCUGGUGCCUAAGGUUGGUUCUCUCGCUCUAGUCUUACCGGAUGUUCCGGUUUUGAAAAAUUUAUGCUAGUUCAAUUAGAGCCGUACGCUGGGGGGUCGACGUUUGUGGUCGAUUGGUUAUCAAUGAGUGGUGAAAUGCUUCGAGUUUGCACAAAAAUCACUACGCGUACGAUUGAGGUGAGGAACGCAUAUCGAUUGUGUUUCGGUACUAGAUAAAUGCAUCGACUUCGGAUCACAAAUUUAUGAAUAUGGAAAUUUGCCCUAAACUUGAACAGUUGUACAGCAAUUCAAAUAUACACACAUUUGUUGAUAAACGAUUGUGUUUUUAAUAAAUAUACUCUUUAGCAAUACGGCCAGGCCGUUCUUUAUGAAUAAAAAAAAAUACACUCUUUGAUAUUUGUCUCUGCGACUGUUGAUGAUCGUAUUAUAACUCUGGUCAUUUCUCUAACUUCUAACAGAAAAUUGAAUAACACAAGCAUUUUAAUAAAAAAUGCGUUAAAUGUGUUUUAUUUGUAAAAGCAACAAUUUUGAAAAAUAAUUUUAGUACACUGUAGAACGGUCAUUGAUCAAUGUACAGGUAGAUGAGAAGCAUGACAUCAGUUAUCGACUUCUUUCGACAUUUUUUGUUUUACUUUUUUGUUGUUCUAAAAGAAAAUCAAUGCCUGCUUUCCAGGACCUCAGAACACUUCGAAGUUCUAAAAAAAAUAUUGAAAAACCACCAUUUUUUAUUCAGGUAGAACGGCGUGGCCGUAUUGACAAAAACCAACUUUUCAUAUGAUAAGUCUAUCCAUAUGCACAAGAGUACGUGCUUCACUUAUCAUAACGAAUUUGAUAAUUUUAUAAAUUCUCACAAAAUGGCGAAAGGAAUGGCAUCAAAAAGGUUUAUUAUUUUUUAGUAAAGCUUUUCACGAGUUCUCCAAGAAAUUUUGGAAACCGAUUUACACGUACGUUGAAAAUACAAACGAGUUUAACAUCAAUCCUGACUAUUUAGAGUUCUGGAAAUGACUUGCCAAAAUUGUCGCACACUUCAGCCCUAUGAGUUUGUCGAUAAGGACACAAGCCGUUAUCAUUAAGAAUAAAUCAAAUAUUUAGCAUACUAAUUGUUUAUUCUUGAAUAUUCUGAGCUUUACAUAAAGUUCUAAAUCUAAGGCAUGUUAAACUGAUAGAGUAGGUCCGAGUUCAGCCGUUUUUUUAAACAGUCGUUGCUAAGUUGCUUGUACUUCACGACAGCUAUGCAAUUGGAUGAAAAAAUUUCUUCUGAGUCACGUUCUAGAACUCGAGGUCGGUCAUCGAUUUAGUAGUGUCUAUGUUUGUGUUCAUUUAUUAUACCAAGAUUUUUAGCUGGAGCAACUAAUUCCAUAACAACGUCCACAACCACAAUAUGGAGUACUUUCAAGGAGUUCUUUGCCCUAAUGAGUAUAUUCAUGGAGUUCUUUGCCUCGAGUCAAUCAAAUCGCUUCCCUCUCAAACAUUUAGACAUAAAUGACACAAUUUUCAUGUUUUUUUUCUGAUAUUCCUUUCUUUUUCUUGUUACAUAUUUUGCAUAUUUUGCUGUUAAAAGAUUCAAUAGAACUUGCCAUGAAAGAUUUUGACUUUUUUCUAAGAAUAGAGUCCAAUAAUAGACCAAUGUGUAGUAAAGAAUUUCUGCACAAAAUAUUUUAAUUCUUCAACAAACCAAUACUUAAUAUUUUACAUCAAAUAUAUUUUUACUUUCUCUCUUUUUUACUUUUACUUUCAAACUUUCGUUUCACUCACAUCUUGAUUCGUCAUUAUUACCUCCAAACUUUAUCCGCCUUUGAUCUUGAGACAUUUCAUCAUCUUCCCAUCGACUAUGAUCAUUUCGAUUGAGACUCGUUCCAUUCCAGCUCCACCAACAUUCCUGAUUAAGCCCCAGGAUCAGAAGACGGCCCUAAACGGGGUGGCAUCAUUCAAGUGCACCGCCUCAGGCAACCCCCAGCCGUCCGUUUUCUGGACUAAGGAAGGCUCACAGACACUCAUGUUUCCCAACAAUACGUACGAUAAUAUGCAGGUUUCGGUACAGGGGACACUUCAGAUUCGCGGUGUGCAGAAAGAUGACGAUGGCUACUACAUCUGUUCGGCACUGAGUGUGGCCGGUUCCACUGCCAGUAGAGCUUAUUUACAGGUUCUAACAUCGGAGGACAGCAAUCCACCCCCGAUACUGCAGAUCGUACCAGCUAAUCAAACACUGCCCCGAGGCACCGCUGCUACGCUGCCAUGUCGUGCGAGCGGUAAUCCGACGCCCUCCAUUCGCUGGAAGAAAAAUGCGACCGAUAUCAACCUUUCCGGCGGUAACGGGCGCUUUUCAAUCAUCCCCGGGGGUGGCAAUGCCAAGAAUUGAUGGCAGGCGUACGGAACCCGAGGGCUAAAGAUUGUCGAAUGGGUAUGGAAAAUAAGUUCUCCUAAUUCCCGCCUUCGGUGCCUUUCUUUUGCAUACCUUUCUCCACCGAUAGAUUGAACCAAGAAACGACAUAAUUGAAAUACAACAAACUGUUUCAAGUUAAGGCACGGGGUUUAUAGGUUGUUCGCCAAAAGUAGCAUUUACUCAACAUUAAAGUCGUUACCCAUUCCCUUUCCACGAAAAGGGUUUAAGCUUUGUUUACAAUGCUUAGUUAAACGUGGCAAAUAAUUUCCUAAGUGCGUGUUUAGGUUCUGUACACGUUUUUUCUUUCCAGCAUGAUUUAGUUCAGGCUUACAAGCUUCUUUUAAAAAAGCAGACAGGUUGACAGUGGUAGCAAACAAUUAUGCUGGCUUGGUAAUUGAUUUUGAAUGUGUAAUUUUGUUGAUUAGAAACCGGCCGGGAAGCAAUCACAUACAGGCGAGCUUAAGAUAUGAUUUUAUGAAAGCUAUUUCCUUCGAUAGCGUGACUGCAUUUUCAAAACGAGCUGGUGUUUGUUUCGAUUUUGCCAUGCCAGUCAUUAUGCUGGGAAUUACAUGCUUCUACAUAAGAAAAUGAAAUCAAACAAAUCAAGCGGGGUUGAGCGAAUUUAGACGAGUUAUAGCAUAAUAAUUACAGUCUUAGAAUGUUUUUGGUUUGGGAAGUUUUAUUCCCAACUUACGAAGGCAUUUUUUUAUCGCUUGUUGCUCAAUUUCAAUGCUUCUUUUAGAAGCUUUCCUCAAGGUAAAUAAAGUAUUUGUUUACUAUAAAAAAAAUGAAUUUAUCUUGAUUUACUAACCAAGAAAGGAAAUUCCGUUGCAAUCCCUGCUCAUAGAGCAAAUAGAAAUAGAUAAGGUAAAUAGAACCAUAAUUACCGGCCAUGAAUCUCAAACACUAAGAUUCGCUUCAAUAUGCGCCCGAAUCAUUAACGUAUAAAUGGUGAGCUUAGUCUAAGCUUUGCGUCCAAAGCGAACGCAUAAGGAAGAUUAAUGGCAAAACAUUAUUCCAACAACAGCCGGGAUUCGGGGUUUUAAAACCAUCCCGACUAAGAUAACAUAUUAAUUGCUUUCUUGCUUGUGGUGGAACGUUAGGAGUAAAGUUUCAUCAAGAAGAUAAUGUUUUCUACAAACAUUUGGUAAAAGUUUCACUUAAACGUAACGAAAAUAAGAAAUGUAUUAACAUCCCGAAAAGGAAAUCUCAUUUAUCAAAAUAAAAUUGCAAUCAAUUUCCAGCUAGAAUGGGAAAUCCUUCUAGCUAUAAAAAGAAAACUUUCCAAAUCAAAUCCAUUCCAAUAUGUAUUGGAAAUAUUUCUUCAAUCAUCUAUCGAUUUGGAGGAAAAAUGAUAUGACAUAUUUUUUGCAAUUUCGCGUCUCGUGUCUCGGCUGAAGCCUGCCAUUCAAAUUCCAAUUGCAAUUCUUUCCCCAAUAGCCCAAAGGGAGGUGAUUGGUGAUGGAUUGAUUGAUUCCUUCUCAAUGGUAUUCUUUAUUUGUUUGCUUUAAGAUUUGUAUUCUAGAAGCAUAAAAAGUAUUGGAUUUACAUUAUUUUCUUUAUUUACUUACUUAAAAAAAAUACAAAACGACAUCCAAUACACCCCACGGUUCACGGCAAAUCUGUUUGCAGGAUCGUGACACUCGCCAAAUACCUGCCCCGGUUAGAGCAUGCAAUGCUUGCGUUCAAACUAAUCGAAAUUAAUUAAUCGUGUUGAACCCUCGAUGUCACCGAGUUCCGAACGCCACCGAGGUACUCAACCUGGCGGGAAACACGAUAAGCCGGGUUUGAACAUGUUCUUCUUCUCGAAAUGUUGCAGAGUUUGUUCGUCGCCCGGACUUGGGGUUUUUGCUUUUGCCUGACACUGAGGAAAAGCUAUUUCGUGCAACAUGCGAACUAUCUGCACGAAGCAAUUCCUUGUUGGAAUGCGUCUUGCCGUGAGCGGGAAUUCAAGGUGCAGACAUUAUAGGGAAAAAAGUAGAUUGAGGUAGCUAUUUUUAUAUAUAUUUUUUUUAUUUGUAAGCCAUGACCCUUAGGCAAAUCAACGUCUUGUAAAUCGGAUGACCAUGCUUGUUCGCAUACACAUCGUUCUUUAUUUGUAGGUUAAGCAUUGUAGCAGACGACAAGGGUGAAGCUAACGAUGGACUAUGUUUACGUGGACGCUUAAAUUGACUAGGAAGCGCCAACCUAUUGUAACAGUUUUAUACCAGAUUUAUAGCAAUUAAAAAUUUAUUCUUAUAGCAAUAAAUGUCAAAUAUAGAAUAGAAAGGAAGAAUAAAAAAUGUUUUGUAUGAUAAAAUCCAAUCAGCUCCUGAUCCAAAGCUUUCCUAGGGACGUUUUAUUCUGCUCGAGACAAUGCCAUUCAUAAGGAUAAUUCAAUAAAUCAUUUUUACCAAAAAGCAACAUUCGCAUGUUUUCCAACAAAACCUUCACACAAAGAAAUGGAAUCCUUAAACCAAAAAAAAAAAGAAAAAUGGUUUCAAAAUUAUUCAUGCCUACCUGGCGCGCACGUUGGUGUGGUGUGUGACGAUAUUUCAUUCUCUACAGCGCCAUCCCGACAUCCCGGGAGCAACAAAACCGGAAUGCCAUGAAUUAUGCAGCAUAUCCCGAAUUAACGCAGAUAAACGGGCUAAGGGUGGUGAAUUCGAGCUCGUAAUUAAAAUUAUAUGCAAUUCUCCUCCGGGCAUACCCCCCCGCGACUAAGUGCAACUUGUGCAAUUUUCACUUGCUUUUUUGCUAAUGGGAAGGGGAUGGGUUUUGUUUUGUUUCCAUCGAACAUACACACAUACACACCUUCUAUCUUGUGACAAUUUCAUUUCCACGCAUAAAACUUCCUGCCAAUGCGCAAGGAAAGUUUUUGGUGAACAAUAUUCGGUGCAAGCGGCUUUCGAAAACGCUUACGGGUGCCUGAGACCGGACGAAAGUGUCAGAUACAGGCACCAUUUUUCGUUUCCGUCCCGGUUGCAUGGUGGGAAAUGGGAAACCAUUGGCCGAAUGGGCUACUAUAGGAAGCAAACAUUUUAUGCUCGCUACAUUUUUCAGCAAUUUUAUGUCAUUUCACUCCGUGUACCGUAAUCAUUUGCAAUUCCAAUGAUUAUCAUAGUUUAAUGUAGAGUGAACGUUCUAUUUUUGUUGCCCAUUAAUCGUUUCGCGCGUGUGUCAUGCAAGGCGCAGGGGUACGAGGAAGGUACCAGUGUGGGCUGAAAUUGUGCGGAAAAUUAAUUGGCCUAGGCCGUGUUGAAUGGGUUAUUAAAUAUUUCACCCUUAUUAUGCUGCUAUAUGAACGGUGUCGUGCAUCAUUUUUCGUAUACGUCGUGUUCCAAAUAUUAAUUUUUGUUUUAUAAAACAA